CACGUCUAUUUAUGGCACGCCGUGUCCGAAAUCUUUCAGCGUGUCUCGUGGAGUUUAGCGGCAUCGAUGCUUUUAUUUAAAUAUCGACCGAGUUAAUUAACGUGUCUUGCAUUUGAUCAAUCGCACAUCCAACCGACAAAACGACACGUUGGGAUUUACAAGUGUUCUAACUAGAUCGGCCGCCGCUACGACUAGUUUUUUUUCCAUCGGUGAUCAAAUGUGAUUUACAGACGACAAAUCAACGUUUCGAUUAUAUUUGUGUUGUUCGUAUAGUUAAACGCGGGGCAAGAUGGUCGAUGUGGAUAAAUUAACCGACGCUGAAUUGCGUACGAAAUUGCUCGAGUUCGGGUUUCCGGUGAUGCCGAUAACCGGCACCACCCGGAAGGUGAUGACGAAGAAGCUCAAGCUGUUGCUUGAAAACAAAAACAAAAUCGGAGGUGAUGGAGCCAGUGGCCGAAGAUCCCUAGGAAGGUAUUCGAGUGAAGAAGAAAGUGACAAUGAUGUUAAAACGGUCAAAAAGGACAAGAACAGAAGGGCCACGAUGGCUGCACCUUUGAUGCAACCACCCCAAGCAUCGAGAGGAAGAAGGAGCAACUCAAGGUUGAAUGAAGUUGAACAAGAGUCUGAUGUAAAUGUCUACAAUCAAAACCAGUCACACGAUUUAACUGAAACGUUACAGGCUUCACUGCCAAGAAGCCCUCCAAAGAAGGAGUAUAGAAGCACUAUUUCAGCCACCACUAGAACAUCCAAGAUCAUCGCCAAGGCGCAAGAUGAAUUUGAUACUGGAUCUGAUUCUGAAUCUGAUAUUGUCUCAAACAGUUUUAAAUCAACAAAUUCUGCAGAAUAUGCUAGAGGUUCUCCCAUAAAAUCGUCUACGUUUAAUUCAUCAUACAGUCCGUCAAAGAAUCUUGAGAGUUCCUUCUCAAGGAAUGUAUCAUACACUACUAGUGUUUCACCCGGACGUUCCAGUUAUACUGCGCCCCUUAGUGGUUCUUUAGCUUCUGAUUACGCCACGGAGCGCCUCAACCAAAUCAGGUCCAGAUUGAGUUUGAACAAGUCGACGUCGGUGACGGACCAGCCUUCGUUCCCCUCAACGUCUGUACUUAACACGGAUAAGCUGGAUGCCGAGACUCCGUACUUGAGUAACUUCACGAAACGUCUGUCGGCACUGAGCGUGCCCAAAGACCUUGAUUACAAGAGCGACGUUAAAGAACACGACACCAACGGGUCGUCCUACUCCUCUAUCCGCAGUCAGCUCUCUAACUACAGGGCGACAAAGGGCCGCGACACCACCUACGACUACCGCACCAACCAGUCGAGCCUGCUGAAGAACAACUUCGUGUCGUUCGCCGUUCUCGCCGGUGCGGCCCUAUUCUUUAUCGUCCUGGCCAUCUUGUACCUGGGCAUGCGGUCCGACACGUCGAUCGUGCCGGCAGGUACCACUUUGCCAUUGUGCAAGCACGACGUGAGCAACAAACGCGGCGUGAACUGCAUCAUCGAGGACGACGUCGAGGACGCCAUCAACCUGUUGAACGUACUCCGGCCCGAACUGAACGCCAGAGCUGUUAACAACAAGUGCCACGACAACAGCAUCAGAUCGCACAUGAGCGAGGACGAGGUCGUGUCCUUUUGCACCACCAAGUUUGGCAUACAGGAUAAAAUUAAGGUCAGAAGGGACUUGAGGAACGUGGAAAUACUGAGCUACGUGAACAAACAUUGGAACAUCCGGGUAGCACAGACGCUCCAGGACAACGAUGUCAUAACUGAAAAGGAUCUUCCCUCUAAUAUGGAGGAAGUGAUCUUCAACGUGGGCCAGAAGAUAACCUCGUUGGUGGUGUUGGAGCCCGAAUUACCAUGGAGCUGCCUCCUGACGAACACGUUCCGUUUCCUGGUGCAAAGCGCCCUCUUCCUGGGCGCCGUCUUCACCCUGUUCUACCUCCUCAACUAUCUCUACAAGUAUUACCGUCACCACAAGCAAAAGGAGAACGAGGAGGUCGGCUUCAUGGUGGAACGCAUCAUCGACAUACUGCAGAUGAAGGCCAGCGAGGAGAAGGACAACUACGUGGUGAUCAACCACGUGCGAGACAUGAUCCUGCCGGUGGCCGACCGGAAACGAAAAGAGAAAACUUGGGCUAAAGCUGUGAAGUUUAUUCAAGACAAUGAAUCUAGAGUGAGAACCGAAGUUCAAAAUGUUCAGGGCGAGCCUUAUGAAGUUUGGAGGUGGAUCGGUAGCAAUUUGCAAAGUUCACCGCGCAACAAGAGCUGGCAAGGACAGGCGUUCGAGACGCAGGUCGGAUCGGUGAACAGUCUGCCGUGUUCGCCGACGCCGUGCCUCAAGAUCCGCGGCAUGGUCGAGGACGGCGACCGCAACACGCACACCAUACGCGAGGCGGUGCUCAGCAAGUGUGCGCACCAGUGUCGCAUCCUGCACUGCGCAGUCGACACGGCGUCGAACUGCGUCUACCUCAAGUGCGCCGACCAGUCGGACGCAGCCAAGGCCUACAUGAGUUUGCACGGAUGGUGGUACGCCCGUCAUUUGGUAACGGUUAAAUAUCUGCGUUUGGAGAGAUACAUGCAACGUUUCCCCUCGUCGCCGGUCAGCGGGCCACCCUUCCUCAAAGCCAUAUCCCCAGGAACCGAUUGGGACAGUUAAGCCCGAUCUGUUCGUUAUUUAGACAGACAUACGCUUAGUUAUUUUCGUUUAAAAAUUUGUUCAAAUAACUACUUGUAAUAUUUAUUGUUAACGGACGCCUGUGACAUGGUUUAUUGUCUGGUGGUGACGCAAAACGGUUUUAUCAAUAUUUACCACGUGUUUAAUUUAUGGUACACGCCAAAUUUGCGAAUUUUACGUUUGAUUUAAGGAAUACGUGUUGGUUAACAAUAAAACUAUUGUCACGCUUCUAAACAAUGAAUCAGCCACUAGAUUUCAAGCUUACAACCCACAGAUUUGUUCGAUAAUUUUAUUAAAAUUGUAUGUUUGGCACUUGUUAGUUUUGAUAUUCUUUUUUUUUUUGGGCAGCUGAUUCGUGUAAAUUAACAGGGUGCUGAAAUUUGACGUUAGUUCAGUCCCUUUAAGAGUUGUCUAAUAAGAUUUUUGAUAUAAAUUGGGGACCACAGUCGAAAUUGUUUCUUUUUAAUGGAAACCAAUAAAUUCUUGAUUAGAAUCCGCCCUGACGACAAAGUUUUAUGCAAAAAAGUAAGUUAUUGUUAGGUAUUAAAUGACUGAUUGAAUGUAUUAUAUUUAACAUAGUUAAAUUUUUAUUUAGUCUACAUGUUAAUUUAAUCUAGGUUAAUUUUGAAUUUUAAAGUGUUAACGUGUAUUUUCAGGAUUUAUUAAUAAAGACGUAUUUGUA
Aethina tumida (small hive beetle) is the source of this 3353-nucleotide messenger RNA. RefSeq names its product inner nuclear membrane protein Man1 (gene MAN1). Lineage: Eukaryota; Metazoa; Arthropoda; Insecta; Coleoptera; Nitidulidae. The transcript is spliced from 12 exons. The record is from RefSeq and is a predicted model, not a curated record. Gene Ontology annotation, biological process: negative regulation of BMP signaling pathway; nuclear envelope organization. Bases 290 to 2653 code for a protein of 787 amino acids. Gene Ontology annotation, cellular component: nuclear inner membrane. Gene Ontology annotation, molecular function: chromatin DNA binding.